Messenger RNA from Protopolystoma xenopodis, 1290 nucleotides. NCBI's taxonomy places the organism in Eukaryota, Metazoa, Platyhelminthes, Monogenea, Polystomatidea, Polystomatidae. The record is from the annotation of a GenBank genome assembly.
AUGAAAGAGAGCCUCCAUGACGGGGGCGUCGCACCCGGCAACUCGGCACAACAGUUCACUUAUGCAAUCGACACACCCGGUGACAUACCAAGCAACCACAACAACCUCAACAACAUCAACAACAUCAUCAACAACAACAACAACAACAACAACAACAACCAUUACUCCGAUAACGCCGAGGUCAGCCGGUUUCGCGGUCAGACGGUGAGAAACUCGUGUCAACGCGCCAGCAUGUACACACAAGAGACUGGAGGGCACGGAUUCUCGCUCAGCGACCAGGUGAGAUGCGACCUCUCCGGCUUGACGGGUCCGCAACCGUUGACGCCGCCGCAGUUUUCACCGCUCCCCGCAGCUCAGCUGCCUUCGCUGCGCCCGGCGCCGGUCAACGAGCCGAGAGAGGGUCGCCGGGAUCCCCCGGGACACGGGGCCGCGGCGACAUUGGCCAGACGUCUGUUGGCCGGUCGUCAUGUUCACGCGAUGGCUGACGGACCCGCCGACCAAGUGCCGCUGGACGCCGGCCCGACGGCCGACUCCCUCACCGGCCUCAAGACCUGGCAACUGUUGGCCGGUGAGUUGAACCAGCCGAGGCCGGAGCCGACGACCGUCGGCAAGACGGCCUUCCACGCCAGACAGCAGAUGCGACUCUCGCAACCGCUGCCAUCACCGCCACCGCCACCGCCGCCACCACCACCGCCGCCGCCGCCACCGCCACCGCCGCCGACGCUUCCGUUGCAGACGUCGACGUCGACGCUGAGGAUGGCGACACCAUCGGCGACGGCGACGCUGCUGACGAGACCACAAUUGGCUGGCCUCACGCGCAGCGGAGCCUCGACGAGCGCCAUUCCUCUGACCAGCUACCGACAAGUGAUGAGCCAAGUGGACGACGAGGCCGGCUACACGCUGCCUCCAGCCCACAAUGUUGCGGGUGAGGCAGACAAUGGACUCACUAGCGGAGCCUCCUCCCUUCAGGCACCACCGCCUCCACCCCCUCCUUUUCCGGCACAAUUUGCUCUACCGCCCGAACCAACCGGUAUCCAUGGCCCGGCCUAUAAUUCGGGUAUAGCCAAGCUGGCCGGAAACACAUACAUCAUGGACCAGCAGGCCUAUCUGCCGGAAGAGUCAGCCUCACAUGUGCGAGUGAUUGGCGAGGCGGGUCGUCUACGCGACGCAGGCACCGGCGGAGGAGCUGUUUAUAUGGGCCCAGUACAGGCAAUGAGACAAUCUACUGGUCGUCCGAGGUCCGAAGAAGGAGCCCGAGACUCAGGACUACUUUUUCAGGACAGUAAGUAG